GGAUGGCAUGGUUUCCGCUCGAAUGAACGGCGGAGCAUGGCACGGAUUUUAUCGAAUGAGGAUUUCGUCGUCGUCUCAGUCGGUCGGGAUGUCGUCAUUUACCAUUUCGGACUUGAACAUAUUGUCCACAUAAAGCUGAAGUCAGAAAAUGUGCAAAUAGAUAACAAUGCCAGAAAUAACGAAAACAAGAACAAAAAGAAUGAUAGUAUUACUAACAAGAGUACAACAGAAUCAAGUAAAAUUACUAGCAUGGCAUGUAGUCAUUCUAAAAAGUACCUGUCAGUCAGUGAUGAUGGGAAAAAUUUGUAUGUAUAUGAUGCUUCUAACAAUUGGAAACUUGUCAAUCACAGAUCCAUUCCAAAAAGAUGUACAUCCAUGAAAUUCACACGAGAUGACAAAAACAUCCUGAUAGCUGACAAAUCAGGGGAUGUACUUAAGUUUGAUGUUCUUGGUGUUGAGGGGUUGACUUCCCUGGAAUCCAAGGAUGGGAAGGGGGUUGGGGGUUUGGUUAUCUCAGGACCCAAAAAUGCCGUUUCAGGGUCCAAUGAUACUGAUGACAACAGAGAUGACGACGACUCUUUCGUUGUGGCUGGCCAUGUUUCUAUGCUCCUUGAUAUUGAAUUAUGUGAUGCAGAUAGAUAUCUUGUAUCAUGUGAUAGAGAUGAGAAGAUUAGGAUUAGUAACUAUCCCAACUGCUAUAACGUCCAUCAGUUUUGUCUCGCUCACACAGACUUUGUUAGCAAGGUUCUAUACAUUGAGGAGUGUGAUCUUUUGUUGUCUGGAUCUGGGGAUGGGCGAAUCAUUCUUUGGGAUUACAAAUCAGGUCGUCUGCUGGACUCUGUUAAUACUUUUGAAUAUUUAGGUCACGAUCAGUCAGCUAUUUGCCCUAGUUCUUUUCCUAACCAAUCGGAAGAGGAGAAUGUAUGUCGGGGCGUUGAUGUCAGGAAUAUAUGCUAUCACAAAUUGACAAAAUUUGUCUUCGUAAUUUUUGAAAGAAGAAGAGUAGUAUUAACGCUAAAGCUAUGCUUUCCUUCUAUUGCAAACGAAAAUCCAACAAAAAGCAAAAUGUUGCAAUUUGUAUCAGUAACAAACGUCAACAACAACAUCCAAGAUAUCUCCCUUUUAGAUGAGCAGUUAAUCUUGUUGCUUGCACAAGAAAGUGUUGCAGAAGGUCAAAUCUGUUUGUCAACGUUCAAAAUUUUUGAAUAUGCUUUGCAAUUGAAUGAAUUAGAGCCUGUGUAUGUGGAUUGCCUCAACAAAGAGUUACAACACAUGCAUGUUUCUAGCUGUCAAUCAAGCAGCGACAACAGCAGUGGCAGUGGCAGCUGCAACAGAUUUGAAUGCAACCUCCAUAAGAUGCGCAUCGAUAACAUAUCCGAGUAUGUGGAGAGGAAGAACAAGAGGCUGAUGAAAAGGCAGGAUGAAUCCGGAAGAAAAACCAAGAUGAUGAUUAUGGAGAAUGAGGAUGAACAUCGAUGAUGAUGAUGAUGAUAACACUUAGGAUGAGGAUGAUGCCAAUGAUUAUGAUGAUUACAAAUUGAUGAUGACCGUGAUUAAUUGUCUCCAGAGAAAAUGUUACAGACAUAUCUGUAUAUUUGUUUGUUAGAAUGUAUAUAGGUACUGUCAUUAUGUCCGUUAGUUCGUAACUGUUAAGAAAAGAUUUUUGUUUGGAAAUUAAAAUAAUAAUAAAAAAUAUAUGGU
Molecule: messenger RNA, 1701 nt
Organism: Helobdella robusta
Lineage: Eukaryota; Metazoa; Annelida; Clitellata; Rhynchobdellida; Glossiphoniidae
Exons: 10
Coding region: 37-1479 (480 amino acids)
Biological process (GO): response to oxidative stress; RNA (guanine-N7)-methylation
Cellular component (GO): tRNA methyltransferase complex; nucleus; cytosol
Molecular function (GO): tRNA (guanine(46)-N7)-methyltransferase activity; protein binding
Source: RefSeq, a predicted model, not a curated record